Messenger RNA from Pelmatolapia mariae (spotted tilapia), 2093 nucleotides. Its product is annotated as monocarboxylate transporter 1-like. Gene Ontology annotation, cellular component: plasma membrane. The transcript has 5 exons. The record is from RefSeq and is a predicted model, not a curated record. Lineage: Eukaryota; Metazoa; Chordata; Actinopteri; Cichliformes; Cichlidae. Bases 277 to 1710 code for a protein of 477 amino acids. Gene Ontology annotation, molecular function: monocarboxylic acid transmembrane transporter activity. Gene Ontology annotation, biological process: transmembrane transport; monocarboxylic acid transport.
UGCGCUACGGUUAUAACGCCAUCACCAUCCCGUAACUCCUCUCAGUCUGAGGUCUGUGGUACCCGGAGGUGGUACCGUAGCAACGUGUCGCCAUACUCUACAACAAAAAGGACACCGGGGGCCACUCGCGCUCAACCGAGCUUCCAGCGGACGCAGCCGCGGUACAGCUUCUACUCCCAGUUUGUGCUGCAUCCUCUAAUCCUGUGACGCUCCGCUGUCCUCCAGGAACAGCCUUAAACACCAUUUCCAUCGUCAUCCCAGUUGUCGUGAGCAGAUAUGCCUCCAGCAGUUGGCGGUCCAGUAGGGUACACCCCUCCUGAGGGUGGCUGGGGUUGGGCGGUGGUGUUGGGGGCCUUCAUCUCCAUUGGCUUCUCCUACGCCUUCCCCAAAUCCAUCACUGUGUUCUUCAAAGACAUCGAGGUCAUCUUCGAUGCCACACCAAGUCAAGUGUCCUGGAUCUCCUCCAUCAUGCUGGCUGUCAUGUAUGCAGGAGGUCCAAUCAGCAGCAUCCUCGUGAAUAAAUUCGGCAGCCGACCGAUCAUCAUCCUCGGCGGUUGUCUGUCAGGGUCUGGUCUGGUUGCAGCUUCUUUUUGCAACACGGUGCAGCAGCUGUACUUCUUCAUUGGAGUAAUUGGAGGUUUGGGACUGGCCUUCAACUUGAAUCCGGCGCUCACUAUGAUUGGUAAAUACUUCUACAAGCGCCGACCCAUUGCCAACGGCCUCGCCAUGGCGGGCAGCCCCGUGUUUCUGUCGACCUUGGCUCCUCUCAACUCCUGGCUGUACGAUGAGUUUGGGUGGAGAGGCAGCUUCCUCAUCCUCGGUGGACUCCUGCUCAACUGCUGUGUGGCCGGCUCGCUAAUGCGUCCCAUCGGCCCCAAACCUCAGCCGCCCAAAGUGGAGGCGGUGGAAGCAGGGCAGCCUCAGCCCAAGAGGACGGUGCUGCAGAAAAUCAACUCCUUCAUCGACCUGACGCUCUUCAAGCACCGCGGCUUCCUGCUCUACCUGCUGGGCAACUUCGUCAUGUUCUUCGGCCUCUUUUCUCCACUCGUCUUCCUCUCCAAUUACGCAAAGAGUAAGGACAUCAGCAAAGAAAAGGCGGCCUUCCUUCUGUCAGUGCUGGCGUUCAUAGACAUGUUUGCUCGGCCCUCAAUGGGCUUUCUGGCGAACACCAAAUGGGUCCGGCCCAGGAUCCAGUACUACUUUGCUGCAUCAGUCCUGUACAACGGUGUGUGUCACGUGCUGGCGCCGAUUUCAACCGACUACUCGGGAUUUGUGGUCUACGCUAUCUUCUUUGGCUUUGGUUUUGGCUGGCUGAGCGCUGUGCUGUUUGAGACGCUGAUGGACCUGGUGGGGGCUCAGAGGUUUUCUUCAGCUGUGGGUCUGGUCACCAUCGUGGAGUGUGGGCCGGUGCUGUUGGGCCCACCACUGACAAGCAGCUUCUAUGACUACUACCACCACUAUGAUUACACCUACAUCACCUCCGGCAUCGUCCUCAUUAUAGGAAGCAUCUUCCUCUUUGUGGGAAUGGGCAUCAACUACCGGAUGUUAGACCGAGAAAAGAAAGCGGAGGAGCGAAAAGAGAGGGAGGAGCCCAAAGAGGAGCGUGCUGCCAUGCUGCCGCCUUCUUCUCCGGCAAAAUCGAGCGAGGAUGGCGUACCGUCGGCUGUCACAAUGGACGAAGUCUCCAGGAUGGAUGAGGACACAGUGUAAACGGACAAACUUGGGAAGAAAUGAACACGCACGAGAGCUGCAGUUACAACCACACAGCAUCUUUAUAGAGAAUAAAUUCCUUUUUACACCACCCUGAAGCCAUAGAAACCGCUCCAUGAUUAAAACCAGAGACCUGCUGCGGUGACGCUGAUGUGAAUCUGCGCUCAGCCUCAUUCAGACCUCCGGUUUUUGGUCUUUGACGUGCCUUUUUGGUGAACUGAGAGCGUUCCAGGCGGUGCUGCUUGCAUAAACACCAGAUAGACGCACAGCAGACGGCGUGACUGUAACCAUCCCGGAAAGUAACGAGGACUUUGUCUCAGGGUCUCAAGCUGUCACAAAGGUUCAGGGCCUCGUGCGCACACUUUUUAACUUUUUUUUUUUUU